Messenger RNA from Kwoniella botswanensis, 561 nucleotides. RefSeq lists its product as uncharacterized. The transcript is spliced from 2 exons. The record is from RefSeq and is a predicted model, not a curated record. Lineage: Eukaryota; Fungi; Basidiomycota; Tremellomycetes; Tremellales; Cryptococcaceae. The coding region runs from base 1 to 561 and encodes 186 amino acids.
AUGUCAGAGGAACCUGAUACUCCCUCACCCCCUCGUCAAGCGAAGAAGAAUGCCAUUCGUAAGAUCGACAAAGCUGUCCCUAAAGAGAAAAAGUACAAGAAGAAGAGGAAGAAGGAAAAUCAAGCUGCCAAAGAGCUCAGACAAAGAUAUAGACAACUAGGUCAAGAACUUAGAUUAGCUAGACAACAAGUGAAACAAGAGAGACACGCUGUGAUAAAUUUGGUAGAUGAUGAUCCUGAAGAAGGAGGAAGAGAUGAGAGAAAGAAGGAAGAAAGAGAGGCAGAAGUGGUACCGUUCGAAUGUGUCAUUUGUUCAGAGGAAAUCAUGGAUGUACUUUCAGAAGCGAUCAGUGAGGGGAAAGGUGGUGUAGAUGGUGGGCUGGCUAUUUGGUCUUGUGAUCAGAAAGAUUGUGGUGUAUUAUUCUGUAUAUCUUGCGUUAUUCGGUAUAUCACUGGCGCAAUGGCAAGGACCAAUUGUCCAGCUUGUAGGAGAGAAUGGAACUUGGGGAUGUUGAGAGAUCAGGCUAGAGCUUAUAAUCCUGAUCUUUUGGGUGAAGGUUGA